AUGGUUAUGCUCUUCGAAAUUUUAAAAGCUCCAUUUAUUGUGCUCAUAAAAAUGUUGCUUUUGUUCAUUCAAAGAACUUAUGUUUACACCAAAAACUUGUUUAGCUGCUUCUUUCCCUUUAACUUCUCUACCUUGCAAAUUUCUGAAAUCGAGUUAGAAAAAAACGUCCAUCGAGCAGCUCAAGUUAUUUUGGAAAAUCGUGUAUUCGAACUUCAACAAGAAAACCAAAAAAAACAGGCCGAACAGGCUAUUUUGGAAAACCGCAUCCAUGAACUUCAACAAGAAAAUCAAAAGAAGCAGGAUGAACAGGUUAUUUUGGAAAAUCGCGUCCACGAAUUUCAACAAGAAAACGAAAAACUAAUUUACGAAAAGGCAGAACUUGAAUUAGAAAAUGCUAUGUUGAUAGCAGCCCAAAAGGCACUUGAAAAUAAAAUUGCCACCGAUGCUGAUGCCAAUCUAAAGCGCACGGUCGCAAAAAUGAUUGAAGAAAUUAAAGAAAACUGCACAGAAGCUCUCGGAUUUGAAAGACCGGUUUGUAAAAAGAUUUUACCAAUGGUUCCCGGUACAUCUGACAAAGGAACCCUUAUUGCAUUGAUAAAUCUAAAGAAGAAAGAGUAA
Diversispora eburnea is the source of this 618-nucleotide messenger RNA. Lineage: Eukaryota; Fungi; Glomeromycota; Glomeromycetes; Diversisporales; Diversisporaceae. The record is from the annotation of a GenBank genome assembly.